CUUUCUUGCUGCCAAAUUUCAAAUGUAGUUUGACAUCUUCCGAGUUAUUCCACCUGUGGCGCUAGUUCGAAAAUCUGCUCGAUCUGCUCCGAGUCCAUCGAUGACAGUGACAUGUUUUCAUUCUCGCAUUGGUUUAUUUACAUCUGUAUUUUCAAUUUAACAAUUUAACCAAGGAAAAGGGAAUUUUUAUAAUUCGGUGAACGCACGAACGGGUUUUCUUUGGAACUGUUUUUUCGUAGAAUUUCCGUUGGACAAUGGACUUAAAAGAAGCGGUAAAAGGACGAUCGGAUGCAGUGGAUAGCAGCGUAUUACAUGCCAGUACACAUGUCGGACAUAUGGUCAAAGUGAAACAGGAAGUGGACGACGAAUUUGAUGUGACUGGGCAUAAUUUCCAAGAAGUAACCAAAACAAUAAAGAAAGAAGCUGAAGACGAUGCUGCUGCUGAAAUUGAAUACACAAACGAUGGGCCAUCACCAAUGCUAAUGUACGAUUCUGAUCCACAAUCACUGGACAUCAACGACAGUUACGAUCAAUACGAAAUAGUCAUAAAAGCGGAACCCCAACUGGACAUAAGUGACGAGUUAGAGAAUGAACUGAUCGACCAAUUGGAUCCUAGCCAGAAGUAUUCGUGCAGCCAUUGUGACUUUGAGACCGAACUGAAAUACUAUCUAGACAUCCACAAUGAAGUGAUGCAUCCACAAGAUAAAGGCUGUAAUCCCGUCGAUCCAUCCGACUUAUCAUGCCCGCACUGUGAUCACGAGGCAAAUAGCAAGUUAAGCCUAAAGCGGCAUAUAACAGCGAAUCAUGUGGUCGGCGAAAAACGAUACGCGUGCUACAUCUGUGAUUUUAGCACUGGCAACCUUCUCAUUCUACAGUCUCAUCGGGCAUGCCAUAGAAGCGACGAAACAUAUUCCUGUCCACGCUGCAAAACAUUCAAAUCUACGCAACUGGCCGUGAUGCGUGCACAUGAUCGCAAGCACUUGUCGAAGAUGUCACAACAGAAACUAUUGUUCUGUGGAGAGUGUGACUACCGAAGUUUCUUCAAGUACAGCUUGAAAAUGCAUUCGAAAGUGCAUUUGAUUGAGAGGCCACCAGAGCCAAUACACUCGUGUACGCUGUGUGAUUUUCAGACAAAACGACUUCGCGUCUUAAAAGUACACCACCAGCGCAUACACCUGCACGAGGAACCAUUUCGUUGUCGCAUCUGUGAGAAUACGUACUCGUCGAAUGGAAGCUUGAGUAGACAUUUGAAAACACACUCGAAGGAAGAGCAUUUUAUCAAGUGCACCGAAUGUGACUAUAAGACACUACAGUACAGCUCAAUGAAAGGUCACAUGAGAACUCAUUCGAAGCUUCCAACAAGGUAUACGUGUGAUCAUUGUGACUUUACGACACUACGUAAAACAAUUAUGCAAACUCACAUGAAAAUGCACAGAAAGGCGAUGACCUGUUCACACUGUGACUUUAAGACAUAUGUGAACUCAGCCUUCAAGAAACAUCGUUGUCCCGUCGGCAAAUAAAGAACAUCAUCGAGAAGAGUAAUGGCACAGCUCUGCUCCUAGCAUAAGCAUACGAAAUAUCAUGAGUUGUUACUCAUACACACUUAUACAUGCUUGAAAACUUUGAGUUUUUUUUGACGUUGGAAAAAUGAAUGUUCGUGCUAAGAGCAGUGCUAUGCUACUACACAUAAUAUAGGAUCAAUGAGUUUUGGUUAAUGUUUUAAUCGGUUAACUAUUCAACCUACGAUAUUUUUGUAAAAUAAACUUUUUUGAUUUCAAUAA
Messenger RNA from Bradysia coprophila, 1781 nucleotides. RefSeq lists its product as uncharacterized. The record is from RefSeq and is a predicted model, not a curated record. Gene Ontology annotation, biological process: regulation of transcription by RNA polymerase II. NCBI's taxonomy places the organism in Eukaryota, Metazoa, Arthropoda, Insecta, Diptera, Sciaridae. Gene Ontology annotation, molecular function: RNA polymerase II cis-regulatory region sequence-specific DNA binding; DNA-binding transcription factor activity.